CCACUUAUUUCUAUACAAAUAUCUCUCGCCAGACAAGUCCUCAGUGAAGUUUAAACAAUAAUGUACUUGAGUUUUCAAGUACUUUAAAACACUUUUCUUUUCACUGGAUUUGUUUAUUGUAUCAAAAAUGCUAAAAACCCGUUGGUGUAAACUUACCGAGGCUAUAUAAUUAAAAGGAAAAGAAAUAUUAAAUCCCUAGGCUUCUCAACACCAGGCCAGGAAGACAAAGCCCAUUUCAGAGAUGUGCUAAAAGUACCAAAGUUGUAUCAGUAUCGAGAAAGACCCGGCAGAGACACACUUCAAGUGGAAGUAGCAGCAGUAACAAUAUUGAUUCAGGAGAUACAGGCUGUGAUGUUUCAAAUACUCAGAGCAAAUCAAGAAAAAAGAAAAGAAAAAUUUAUCCUUUGAGGGAAGAGAGUGUAGAUGUAGAAACAGCAGGUAGUUUGCCAAAGAAUCAGUGUGAGGAACCAACUAGUAAGGGCCAGAAGUCUGCAAAGCCAUCCAAUGCAAGGACACCAAAAUCCAAGAACAAGCACUCCAAAAAACCUAAACGCAUUAGAUUAAAAUCGAAACGCAACAAAAACAAUUUCAAAGGUGUUUCAGGGGUUAAUGUGAAGUCUAAGGCAACAAGUGGAUCUCGAGCUGUUAAUGCAAAGGGUAACUUAAAAAGCAAGAGAUUGUGCAAUUCUGCUCUGGGAGUCAUUUCUAAUCAUGAAGUGAAAUCAGCAGAGAAUGAAGUAGCUAAAAAAUCUGAACUUCCAGAAAAGGUACCAAGAAAAGAAUUUUCUGCAAUAUUAACCAACAAAGAGCUUGAGAAACUGUGUAUAAGAAAUAGCACUGUAUCUAUCAAGGUAAAGAAAUUAGAGGAUUUUCCUCCGGAAAAAAUCUCAAUAUCUUUACGUGAGAAGAAAGUAGUGCCAACAAGCAGGGAAAAUAAGAAAGCAGAAGACCUCAUAUUGUCUGUGAAAAACCAAAUUACCAAAGAUGAAUCUGGUAGUGACAAUAAGGAAUCUGCUUCUGACUUUGAACUGAAGGAUAAGAAACUUUGCAACAACACCCUUAAAGAUGCUUCAUUUUCUCUGAAAGCAAAGUCUGCAAAUAAUGGUGUGAAGACUUUGUUGGAACAGAGUAUUUUGGCUGGUAUCCAAGAUAAUAUGCAUUUUAAAAAACAAUUCUUAUUAGCAGGUAACAACAACAGCUCUGGAAAGCAGUCCCCUAAGCAAAAGUCACAUCUAAAAGAAGAGUCAUCUUCACCAUCAUCGCAACAACAACAACAACAACAACCACUGCCACCACCACCACCACCAUCAUCACAACAACAACCACAGCAACAAAAUCCUUUAGCUGCUAAUAUUGACUUUAAUCGACCAGUGACUGAUCAGAUUACAAAGUUAGCCAAAGCAGAAAAAUUAUCCCAGAAUGGAAAUGAUCUCCCUCAAUCUUCCUGUUCUUCUACUGCUAAAAGUGAAGCAGAAUCUGUCUCUGUUAAGAACAUUAGUCCUAUUGUUUGCAAAUCUGCUGAUAUACCAAAUGAAAAAUCUUUCUCUUCAAUUAAGAAACCUGUAGCAUCAGAGAAAAUGGAUUAUACAACUACAGACCACAGUGAAGAACGACAGAUAUCAAAGUCUGAGUGGUCUCGUGUAGAGGAAAUCAAAAAUCACAAGUUCAGUCCUACAUCAAGUCCAUUAAUUAUAGAUAAACAUGAACCUGUUCACCCAUAUCGUGAUCCAGAACUCAUGCGUAAGAACCCUGUACAGAGCAUGCUUACACCCCACAAACCUCUCAGCUCUUCAUACCCUAAUGUACCAACAGCCAUUCCUGCAGGGCACGGAUCUCUCCCUACAUCAAACCAGCUAUCAACCCAUCAAUUGCAGAGGACAUUAAUACCUCAAGUUCCUUAUCCACCACACCAACUUCAAUCUUUGGGUUCUCUACCACCAGCUCAUUUACCUCUACCUCAUGCAGCUGCCCUAGGCCAGAUUGAAGCCCGCGGACUCACUGCACCACCACUUAGCGCAAUCGCUCCACAGCAACAGCAGCAGACACAACAUCCUAGUCAUUUGACUGCUUUGCAAUAUCCGAAUACUCCACUUCCUCUGAUAUCUUCAUAUAGUCCAUUACACAGUGGCCUGAACAAUACACAGCUCGAUGUAUUGUGGCAACAGCAGCAGAAGUUUGCAGGUGUUUCGAACCCACAGUUUAUGUUAAACCAACAUCAAGAAGGUUUGAUAAGAGAAGCCAACAUUCUGCAUGAGCGUGAACUUGACCGUGAACGAUUAGAAAGGGAACGUCUUGAGCGUGAACGGAUAGAACGGCAUCUUGAGCAAGAAAGAUUGGAAAGGGAUAGGCAAGGGAAAGAACUUGCUGAACGAGAAAUGGAGCGUGAACGAGAAAAGGUGAAGAAAGAUAAAGAUUUGCGUGAAGAAAGAGAUCGCCAAGAAAAGGAUUUCCAAGAAAGGCAGGAUUCUCGGCAAGACAGGCAGCGUGUUUUCAUGAAGACUCAAGAAGUGAACCCUGCUGCUGCUGUCAACCAACACUUUAUAGAGUCUUUAAAACGUGCCAGUCAGAGGAGUUCUACGGUUUGGCCUUCUCCUUCAAUAACAUUAGGGACAGGAAAAGGUUUUGUGAAAAAUGAGUUGCCAACACAUUCGAAUAAAUCCAAUGUCUUUUCUCACAAUGUCUCAAAUCAGGAUCAUCUUCGACCUGACAACAAAAUUGAUGAUAAAGCGGAUAAGUUUAAAUAUGAAAAAGACACCCAACAGGAUGGCCAUGUAAAUACCCAGCGAUUGGCCUGCAUUGAUAAAGUUCAUGAUGCUUCACGUCAUCCAAAGCAUCAUAAAGAUGACAGGCUUAUCACUUCACACCAAAACAAAACAUAUGAUGGACAUCUCAAAGUAAUAGAUCAUCGCAGUGAAAUGAAGUCUGAUCCUUCUCAAGGCUAUUCAUCACAUCCUGAAAACCUUUCCCCCCAUCAACGUGCUGGUUUGAUUCAGCAAGUCAAACAAGAACCAAACUUCAGUCUCUACGGCUACCAGCCUUAUCAACAUUCUUACAUUAGCAGUGACCAGCUUAGUCUACGUGGGCUAACAGAUAAAAAUACUUCCAGAAAUGAACGAUCUCAUGAGCCAGCAUUACAACCAGACUCCACAGUAAAAAGGAAAGAUUUGUCAGUUCCACCACCACUGAUUAAAGAUGGCAAACCACACAAUAGCGUUAUUGUUGAAAAUAAAUGUCGAGACGGUGCCAAGUCUGUGAGUCCUCAUAAUUCUUUAUACGGUAGUCCUGCUGCUCAAUCUUCAAAAUCAAUAUCACCCACAUCACUUUCAUAUUCAGAUCGAAUACCAGAUCGAACUAUGACAUUUUCAACAUCAGCACCAUCUGUGUCCUAUGGUUCUCCUCAUAUAAAUUCUCAGUCACCUCGCCAGGCACCAUCUGCACAUUCUUCAUUAUCUGCUUUUCUAAUCUCUGAGAAAUCUCGUUCUCAGAGUCCUCUACAAGUUGCAAGCCCUCAGCAGUUAUCUGCUGCUGUAAUGCAACAGCCUAUUGACUAUCGAAAGACUCCUCCUAGUAAUAGUAGUCGGAAUAUUUCAACCACAAGUCAUAAUGUGCAAGCUAGCAAUACUAGUCCUCAGUGUAGUAGCAAUAGUGGUCAACAUUUAUCUAAUUCUCCAUACAGUAAUAGCAAUUCAUUACAGAAUUGCAACCCACGAUCAAUAACGGUCAUUUCACCUCACAUUUCCCAGAAUGCUAUAACUCUAGCGCAUUCAUAUAUGGUUCCCAGUCACUCUGUAGUUGCCAGCAGUAGAGAAUCAACUGUUCAUGUAGUAUCCCAUUCACAUGCCACUCAGAUAGCAUCAAAAACAUAUCCACCUGUUGUAUCUUCCCAGCACACGAAUGUCUACACUUCUAGUAACACACCUGUAAGUAUCAAACGCAAACCUGUGAGGGAAAAUAACAAUAGGAAAAAGAUUAAACCAGCCCCUACAGCUAAAAUAGCUCCAACACCAGUCACUGUUCCUGUAACAACUCCUCAAAUCCUCUUCAAUCCAUCUCCACACACCACAUCAAACAGUAGCAUUACCACAUUUCAUCCUACUGUAUCCAUUCCAGCCAGUGUUUCUGUUCCUACGUCUGGCUCAAGUUUGCUCUCCUCUGCAACUCGGGCGUCAGGUUAUAUGGACAGUUUUCGCUCCUUUGUCGAAAACACUGUCCAGAAUGCAUUUUAUCAGGAGACAGCUGACAUGCCCUCCACCCAAAAUCUACAGUCGAGAAUUAUAGAAACUGAAAAGCAAGUGCCAUCAGCUGCAAUUGCAAUUCCAUCACCUGUUCCCUCACAACGAAAUAAAGAUGUAACAUCAUCAGUCCCUCCAUCUUUACGUCCACCUCUCCCACCUCUACAUGUUUCCUCUCCUUUAACAACCAACUCAUCAGUAGCUUCACCAGGAAAGGGCAGCAGUACUACCUCGAUCACCGUUACUACGUCUGCUGUUGGUACGGAAUCCACCAGUCGAGUAGUAAAUGGCUUAAUAGACACAGACAGUGAUACACUAAGUGCACCCAGCCCUCCACCACCACCACCGAAACCAGAUACUUGUGCGUCACCUGGACGGUCAGGAAAUCAUCCAAAACUCAAGAAGGCAUGGCUCCAGCGGCAUUCGGAUGAAGACAAAGUGAAAGAAAGCAAACCAUUAAAGGAGGAUGCUGGUUCUGAAAUGGGUGACGUUCUAAAGACUUGCUAUGUCAACUGUUCCUAUAUUUCUCCAAGCAAAGGGGGAAGCAAGUCCCCUAUUACUUCAAUUAGGCUGGCUAAUGGUACCAUCAAAGACCUUGCUAAAGACAGUGACGAGUCGACCAGUUCUGCUUCUGAAACUGAUGUACAGCAUGAAGAUGAUUGUUCUACCGGUUCGAAACGUCACCAAAACACGUAUAGUCAAAUUGAUGCCAAAAGAAUAAAAACUGAAGUUGAUUCCAAAAAUGUCUGCCAAGAGAGUAUUUACAGCACUAAAAAGAAAAAUGCUCUGGGGAAAGUAAAGUUGGAAGGUCAAACAUCAAAGACUUCAGAUGCUUCAGACUGUAGCAAUGCUGAAGAUAGUGGAGAAAAUUAUAUGGAUUCUGACGUGAAGGAUGAAGCCAGUGAUUCUGGAAGUUGUUCUCCCAGAGAUUCUGAUAUUGGCUUCAAAGAGAAAAGAAGGAACAGACGAUAUAAAGAUUUUGAUGAAGAAAAUAUAUGUGUAAAUGCUGGCAGGCAAACUCCUUCAAAAACAUCAGUAGCUGUACUAAAACGAACUGGGGAACCUUUUCUGCAAGAUGGACCAUGUCGUGAAGUAACUCCCAAAUUGAUGAAAUGUCGAGAAUGCCGUCUCACUCCUACACAGCGGAGUAAGAAGCUUCCCAACAUAUUUUGUCGAUUUUAUGAGUUCAGAAAAUUGCGUUACAGUCAGAAAGGUUUUCUUAUGAUUGCUGGGUUUUCUGAGCUCUCUGAUGCCUAUGCUAACGACAUCAAGUCAUGGGAACCUAACCUACCAGUGAAAUCUCCUGAAAUUGAUGUCAGCAUUGCAAAAUAUAUCCUCAGUAAAGUCGGAGAUAAAUUCUGUGAACUAGUGGAGCAUGAAAAAGAAGCUAGAUCUUGGGCUGGCAAAGACGCCAAAGUUGCUUGGAAACGAGCUGUGACUGGGGUACGUGAAAUGUGUGAUGUAUGUGACACAACUCUGUUCAAUAUACACUGGGUUUGCCAUAAAUGUGGCUUUGUUACUUGUCUGGACUGCUAUAAGAGCCGAAGGCAGCUGGUAGAAGACGAAGCUCCUGAAGAGAAAACAGCUAAACUGCAACCUGAGCAUGAAUGGCUGACCUGUAGUGCUAACAGACAACCACAUGAACCAGAGAAAUUAAUGCUGACUCAGAUCAUCCCUUCCAAUGCUCUUUGGGACCUUGGACAACGUAUUCAUGAAAUAAGGAAGAAAUGGGGUAUAAAAUCCAAUUGUACUUGUGAAUGUAAUUCAUCCAAAAAUGGUGUGAAUCAGGAAGAUAAUCAAGAAACUGAGAACCACGUUUCCUCUGACAACACCAAGAUACCAAAUGGCACAGAAGAUAACUGCAACAGUAAUAAGAACAAGAAAAUGCGAACCUCCCAACCCGAAAAGCUCUCCAAUUAUAACCCUGAUGCCAACUCUCCACUAUGUCUUCUAGCAGAUGUUGCUAUGAAUUCUGAAAACAGUCGAGAUCGCACUGAUCCACUGCUGAAUAAGAAAGAGGCUGAAGAGAAAAAGUCUAAUACUCAAGAGCCCCUGUCACCAAAUACUGGUGGUUCUGAUAAAAAGACCCCUGGAUGCUCCACUUUGAGAGAACUCUUAACAAAAACAGCUGGCAAAGUAAAGGCAGGAGCUGACAGUAAAAAAUCUUCUAAACCAAAGACUGUAAGAGACACUCUUGAAGAUAUUAUUCAAUCUGUAGUUGGAAAGGCUUUUCCGAAAGAGAACGAAACUGUACCAAUGAUGAAAUUGAUGCAUUAUAUACCUCGCAUGGGCCCACGAAUAAUAGCUCGUGAAAUUCCAAUAUUAAAACAUACUUUAACGGAGACUAGUGUGCUCUAUCCAGAUGUUCCUCACUCUUGGCUUUGUGAUGGACGCUUGCUUCGCUUGCAUGAACCAAAGCACAAGAACAACCUCCCCAUUUUUCAAGAACAGUGGAAACAGGGCUCUCCUGUUCUUGUUUCUGGUGUGCAAAAGUACUUAAAGUCCAAAAUUUGGAAACCUGAAAGCUUCUGUGAACAAUUUGGUCAUGUAGAUAAUGACUUAGUGAACUGUCGGACUGGAGAUGUGUGGAUUGGACACUCAAUGAAAGUAUUUUGGGAUGGUUUUGAAUAUAUAAGAAAACGUCUGAGGGAUAAAAAUAAUGAUCCAAUGCUUUUAAAACUAAAAGAUUGGCCUCCGAGUGAUGAUUUCAGUGAUAUCCUUCCUCAGAGAUUUUUAGACUUGAUGCAGGCACUUCCCCUUCCAGAUUAUACAAAUCGUGUAGGAAUAUUGAAUUUAGCUUCCCGCCUUCCAGAUUUUCUGGUUAAACCAGAUCUGGGACCAAAAAUGUACAAUGCUUACGGUUCUGCUAGUUUUCCAUCAGAGGGAACGACUAACUUACAUUUGGAUGUGUCUGAUGCUGUAAAUGUAAUGGUCCAUGUUGGGAUCCCUGACGAUGGACCGAAUGGACGACAAGAUCAUAUUGAUGCUGCCCUUAAAGCUAUUGAUGAGGCAGACUGUGAUAUUAUUACCAAGAGACGGGUAAGAGAAGUCAAUGAAAUCCCAGGCGCUCUGUGGCAUAUUUAUUGUGCUGAAGAAGCUGACAAAAUUAGAGACUUGCUAAAUAAGGUUGGGAAAGAAAAUGGACAGCAGAUAGAACCUGAUCAUGAUCCAAUUCAUGAUCAAAGCUGGUAUCUGGAUGCUGAACUGCGGGACCGUCUUAACAAAGAAUAUGGUGUACAUGGUUACACCAUUGUACAAUGUCUGGGUGAUGCUGUGUUCAUUCCAGCUGGAGCACCUCAUCAGGUACGGAAUUUACACAGUUGUAUCAAAGUGGCAGAAGACUUUGUCUCCCCAGAACAUUUGAAUCACUGUUUCCGCAUGACUCAGGAAUUCCGUCAUUUGUCAGAUUCUCACAGUAACCAUGAAGAUAAACUUCAGGUCAAGAAUAUCAUUUACCAUGCUGUGAAAGAUGCCAUUGCUGUCCUCAGUGAUAAACCUGUGGAAUGAAAUCCUCUUAAGUAGAGCUGUAUACAUCUUGCUACUUGUUUCUGGCUGGUUUUGUAAACAAUGACCAAGACUGGCUGGACAGAAAAAACUCUGAUAAACCUGCCAGCCAGCCAUACCAAGUGACAUCCCACCUACACUGCCAAAGUCACUCCUGGCACUCUUUUUUUUUUUUUUUUAUCUGUUAUUGCAUUGUUAUUAAAAGCCGUCUUUGUCCUUGUCAAUCCUGCUAACUCUACUACAUCCUACUUUGUGUUGUCAACUUAAUGGUUGCAAGAAGUCUUUCAAUUUUGAAUUUGGAUCCCUGGACAAAAAAAAAACAUCAAGUUGCAUGCUUUGCAUAAAUUGUGAUACCUCUACAUUCAUGCAGCUACUGAUAUUUCACAAAUAUUUGAUUCCUAACAGCAAAACUAGAAAUUAAUCAAGGAUGAGGCCAGAUGGUGUGCAAGAUAAUAAAGCAAAAAUUGGAUUUUAUCUUUUUUUUUUUUUUCCCCUGAAAAUUCAUUUCCUGGCUGUGGAAACGUAAGAAGUUAAGCAUCAUUGAGUGUAUCGAAUUAUUUUUGCCAAUGUCAAAACUGUAGAGGACCUUGGAGCAGUUACCUAUUGUCAGCUAUGUUUGAUACAACAGGCACUCAAGAAUGGCAGUGCUUGUGCUGGCCACACUUUCUGCGAUCUCAUCUUCAUGGCAUUGAAGGAAAAUUCAUUGAACUACUAUCACCCUCUUGAUUAUUUACCAAAGAUAACCUCUAUUUCUUUCAAAGUCAUCUGAUCUCUAGUAAUAUAAUUUACUGAGGGUUUAUUUACCAUUUUAAUCUAACAAAAUAAAUGAAUUCCUUACAUUCAGUGAUAUUGGUUGGCUGUGCUUAAAAAGUCCAUCACAGCCCUGUGUGAGCAGCCAGAGUUGACAGUUGUAAAUUGACAUGCACUCUUAUCAGACAUUUCAACAGAAAAUAUCUGUUAACUGUCUCAAUCAUUACGACCUAUGCCACCAUCAUUAAAAAAAAAAUAAUUAAAAAUAUAUAAUUAAAAACCCAAACCUUUGUAAAAGUUGUUUAGAGCAUGAUGGGGCCGUUCAUUCAUCACCCCCUAGCUGUCUGUCAUUUAUUUCAUUGUCAUUAAUAAAACUGGUUGUUACUAUUGAUUCCAGUUCCUUUUUGUGUUGCCAUCAUUGUGAUGAGGGCAGCAUUUCACAUAAUGAAGCAGGGAAAAAUUUGGGGCAGGGAAAGUAAACUGCUUAUCUUUGUUUUUUUUUUUCCCUUGAUACUCUCAUUGGUUGUAUUCUAUCAGAUCCUCUUUGAAGGCAACACUUGAACUCGGACUGCUUUCAUGUUUGGUCAGUGCAGGUCAGUAGUGCAUUAGACCCAUUGAGUAAUGUCCUCAUUGUUACACCCACACCCCUCCAGACACAUACUGCCACAUGAACUAGGCACAUUUUCACCUAACAAAAACUACAUUGAACUUUUCCUCUUUUUGAUUCAUUGUUUUGACAGCAACCAAGAAGGAUGGCCGGUAUUCUAGCCUUUUGUAAAACUAUAGAAAUAUUUUUAUAUCAAAUGUCGCAUAUGUCACAGUGUUCAAGUGACUGAAAUGUUAUCACAUAUGGCUAGAAUCCUAGAAAGAACUUGUUCAACCAUUCUUAAAAAUAAAUUCACUGAUUUAAAA
This is a messenger RNA of Octopus bimaculoides (California two-spot octopus), 9398 nucleotides long. RefSeq names its product jumonji domain-containing protein 1C. NCBI's taxonomy places the organism in Eukaryota, Metazoa, Mollusca, Cephalopoda, Octopoda, Octopodidae. Gene Ontology annotation, molecular function: transcription coregulator activity; chromatin DNA binding; histone H3K9 demethylase activity. The record is from RefSeq and is a predicted model, not a curated record. Gene Ontology annotation, biological process: regulation of transcription by RNA polymerase II. Gene Ontology annotation, cellular component: chromatin; histone deacetylase complex.